This is a messenger RNA of Batrachochytrium dendrobatidis JAM81, 1470 nucleotides long. RefSeq lists its product as uncharacterized. Bases 1 to 1443 code for a protein of 480 amino acids. Gene Ontology annotation, biological process: negative regulation of transcription elongation by RNA polymerase II. Lineage: Eukaryota; Fungi; Chytridiomycota; Chytridiomycetes; Rhizophydiales. Gene Ontology annotation, cellular component: NELF complex; nucleus. Gene Ontology annotation, molecular function: RNA binding. The transcript is spliced from 7 exons. The record is from RefSeq and is a predicted model, not a curated record.
AUGGAUUAUGAAGAAGUUGUUGAAGAAGAGUUUCAAGUGGAUAGUACAGCUUCUUAUGGACAGCAUUUGAUAGACACACAAGUAAGCACUAGUCCAAAUGCAACACAAGACCUUCAUCUUGUGCCCAACAGUCCUUCAAAAAACUCCAAUUAUCCGGAAAGUCCAUCAAAACAGUCUGUUCAGCCUGUAAGCAACGAUGAUACCAAAAAACCUCCGUCUAUUGCCAAAGAUCUGUCUGCCUUUACUGCAUAUUUAGUAGACCUUCUUGUUCAAAUUCCCAUGCUUUCAGAGGACCAACUUGCUCACUGGAUGAAGUAUAAACUCAAGCCAUUGUGUGUUGUCGACUCUCACAACUUUUUGUUCAUUCAAGCACUGCUCAAACAACUGUCAAAUGAAUGGCAUGAUGGUAUUCAUAUUGGAUUUCCAAUCAAUCGCAUUUUAGAAGAGUUGCAAACCCUAGCAGCUUCUAAUCAAGAGGCUCAAAUGCUGUCGGAUAUUGUCAAAUAUUCUGAUGAUCUGCCUCUAGAUGUGGUUACAUCAUUAAUUAGCAUACAUGCUCUUGGAAAACCUACAGCAGGUGACAUCAUCAAACUACACAGAGCUUACAAAGGAUUGACUCCACCACCAGUGGAAUUAUUGCGCUCAUUUACCAUCAUGAACGCACUGAUAGCUGAUUGCUUUAUUCCGGGUCGAUCCAACAAUUACCGCCAAGAAAAACUAUGGCUUCUGGCAUACGCAUCAGCAACCAUCGUUUCAAGUCCAGACCCAACCAUUGUAGAUACAAAAGCCGUGAUUCCGUUGUAUGAACAGCUCGAGGCAUUUGAUGGUGUACUGAUUCGUGUUACAUCCAUGGCUCAGAUGCAAGAUCAAUUGGUUAAAUUCUUUUCUGCAAUUGAUGAACCUGUUCUUUCAAUGGGGCUGCUGCAUUGGAUCAAGCAACGAUUGUUUGAUCCCGACUUUUACGAAUGGAUCUCAUUUACUCUUGGUGACGCUCCACCCAUUUUUUAUAUUCUCGACGAGAUGGCAAUUCGAAAUCCUGAGCAACGAUCACAUGUGUUUUCAGUGUGGAAGAUGCUUUUUGAGCACGAGUAUCAAAAGAUUACUCCACUUGUAGCAAUUCAAUUUCGUGAGAGAUUUCUUGACCAUUUUAUUCUACUGAUCAAAACUGGCUUUGUGCUGCCCAUAUUCACCUACUUGACAUCCAAUGCGCACCAAAUUGAUGAUUCGCUUCUGUUGUAUUUUUUAAAUACUCUGCUUUCGCAAAUUGAUACUCCACAUGACCCCACUCAUGUUUGGAUGAUUAUUGAUCUGUUGGAUCACAUUUCCUCAACAUCUCAGCAUGAUCAAACAGCCAUUCAGCAAUUUCUUGAACAUGCAAUUAAGCUGGACAUAUUACCAGACGAGCAAUUAUCUAAAGCCAAAGAAAUUCUUGAAUGCCUUUAAACCAAAAUGAACAAGUUUGAGAAUUGG